Lolium perenne is the source of this 1133-nucleotide messenger RNA. RefSeq lists its product as uncharacterized. Gene Ontology annotation, biological process: maturation of 5.8S rRNA; maturation of LSU-rRNA. Gene Ontology annotation, cellular component: nucleolus; preribosome, large subunit precursor. The record is from RefSeq and is a predicted model, not a curated record. Lineage: Eukaryota; Viridiplantae; Streptophyta; Magnoliopsida; Poales; Poaceae.
CAACUCAACUCCUCCUACACAGCGGCAGCACCCUAACCUCGCUAGCCACAAACCCCUAGCACAGAGCAGGACAAGCGCGAGCCUAAGUAGGACGCGAGGAGGCACGCUAGCAGCGGUGUCGAAGAUGAGCGACGAGGUGGUAUGGCACUGCAUCCGCCACGGCCACUGCAGCUUCAUGGCCAAGUUCACGACGGGGAUCUUGUGCCGGAACCCCUACAAUGUGACGGGAAUCUGCAACCGGAGCUCCUGCCCCCUCGCCAACAGCCGCUACGCCACCAUCCGUGACCACGACGGUAUUUUCUACUUGUAUAUGAAAACUCCUGAGAGAGCUCACAUGCCAAACAAAUUGUGGGAGAGGGUUAAGCUGCCCAAGAAUUACGAGGACGCUAUGGAAGUGAUCAACAAGCAUCUGGAAUUCUGGCCCAAGUUACUUGUGCUCAAGAACAAGCAGCGAUUGACAAAAAUGACACAGUAUCGAAUACGGAUGAGGAAACUUCAACUGAAAGUGAGGGAGAAGGUAAUGACAGUGCCUAGAAAGAAGAUACAACGUGAUCGCGGGAGAAUGGAGAAAGCUGAAAGGGCUGCACAAAUAGACAAGAGUAUUACUAGCGAAUUAUUGGAACGCCUGAACAGAAACAUGUAUGGGGAUAUUCCAAAUAUCCCCUUAAAACCGUCCAGGGAUUUUAUUGAUGAGAUGGAUUUUGAGUAUGAAGAGGAGCAUGAAAAUGAGAUUGAAUAUGUUGAAGGUGAUGGGAUCGAAGAGGAUAUGGAAGACAUGGUAGAUUUUCAAGACCUCUGUAGUGAUAAGUAUGGUGGCAUAGAUCAAGAUGAUCUUAUACAUCAGCCAGUUACAAAGAAACAAAGGGGAACAUGCUCUGUUUCCAGUUCCAGGCCAAUUAUUGGAACCAAGUCGAGAAAGGUUAUCACUGAGGUUGAAGAAGAUGAACACACCAAACCGGGGCAGAGGACACUUGCGUGAAUUCAGCAAGAACCUUGACUACUUCAAUCUUGUGCUUUUUUGUUGAUGACGUGUUAAUGCUUGAAGUUCACAUGAUGUAUCAUGUCACUGAAAACUUCAGGAACACGAGUUGUAGUGUUGAAGCACCAUCUGAUGCAAUUCAAGGUGGGGUAGA